UGUACGCUAGUUGCCGGAGUCCAGGUUCGUAAUUAAAUCAUGUCCAUAUUCCAACGCGAUCCGCGUUCUACGCUGUUCCUUGGAGGGGAAAGGAUAUCGGGUCAGGAUAUACGCGAUCAAAAUGUCAUCGCGGCACAGUCGAUUGCAAAUGUGGUGAAAAGCUCGUUGGGACCUUUAGGUCUCGAUAAGAUGCUUGUCGACAAUAUUGGAGAUGUAACGAUCUCAAAUGACGGUGCGACCAUACUGGGCUUAUUGGAGGUCGAACACCCCGCUGGACGCAUCUUCGUCGACUUGGCUCAGAAGCAAGACAAGGAAGUAGGAGAUGGGACGACAUCCGUUGUGAUCGUCGCCGCUGAGCUGCUGAGAAGGGCAAAUGAAUUAGUAAAGUCGAAGAUACAUCCUACGACGAUCAUUACGGGGUAUAGGUUGGCUUGCAGGGAGGCGUGCAAGUUUAUGGUGGAUCAGUUGAGCGUUAAGGUUGAUGCUCUUGGGAGGGAGGCCAUUAUCAAUGUGGCGAAGACGUCGAUGUCGAGUAAGAUCAUUGGGAGUGACGACGACUUAUUCGCCCCUAUGGCUGUUGACGCCAUGAUGGCCGUUAAGACGAUCAACCCCCGUGGGGAUAUCAAGUAUCCUGUCAAAGCCGUCAACGUUCUCAAAGCACACGGGAAAAGUGCACGUGAAUCCACGUUUAUAAAUGGGUACGCUCUAAAUUGUACGGUGGCUAGUCAAGCGAUGAAAACGCGGAUAACGAGUGCUAAGAUUGCAUGCUUGGACAUCAACCUCCAGAAGCAGCGAAUGAAUCUGGGGGUCAACAUUGUCGUGACAGAUCCAAACCAACUCGAGGCCAUACGUAGAAGGGAAUCGGAGAUCGUCUUGGAACGCGUUCGUAAAAUUCUGGGGGCAGGAGCGAACGUCGUCCUGACCACGAAGGGCAUUGAUGACCUUUGCCUGAAAGAAUUCGUCGAAGCAGGUGCGAUGGCUGUCCGUCGAUGUAAAAAAGACGAUCUGCGUCGAAUUGCGAAAGCGACGGGAGCGACUCUGGUCUCGAGUUUAGCUAACCUCGAAGGAGAGGAGACGUUUGAGGCCUCGUCACUUGGACACGCGGAUGAAGUAGCUCAAAUCCGGGUGUCGGAUGACGAGUUGAUUGUGAUCAAGGGGACGAAAGUUGUGAAUUCUUCGUCCAUUAUUUUGAGGGGGGCGAAUGAUUAUAUGUUGGAUGAGAUGGAGAGGGCGUUGCAUGAUUCAUUGUCGAUCAUCAAGAGGACGUUGGAGAGUGGGACGGUCGUUCCGGGUGGUGGGGCUGUUGAGUCUGCGUUGAGUAUUUAUUUGGAGAAUUUUGCGACGACGCUGGGUUCAAGGGAACAACUAGCCAUUGCCGAAUUCGCUAAUUCUCUCCUCGUUAUCCCCAAGAUCCUCGCGGUAAAUGCAGCAAAGGACUCAAUCGAGCUUGUUGCCAAACUUCGUUCAUAUCAUAAUGCCGCCCAGAACGCCUCGGCGGGUGAUCCCAAGAAGGUCUUGCUCCGGUAUGGAUUAGAUUUGUUGAAUGGGGAGGUAAGGGACAAUGUGAAGGCGGGUGUGUUAGAGCCUACGAUGAGUAAGGUGAAGAGUUUGAAGUCGGCGUUUGAGGCUGCUGUUUCUCUUCUGAGGAUUGACGAUGCUAUUCAGUGUGCGCCUGAGCAAAAAGGGGGUCCUGACCCUCAUGCACACUGAUAAUGUGGCGUCUCGGGUAGGAUGGGAAGCAGCCGCUGACCCGGUGCGGUUGUGGUGGACGUUGUGAUAUUUUCCCCUUUGUUCUUAUUUGUAGUGCCGAAUGGAGAAUAGGCCUUUCGCCGUGAUCAUCAGACUGUCGCUAGCCCCCUGUGGUCAUGCACGGGGAAGUGAUGUUUUCUUUUCAGAACACUAUCAGAUAUAUUACAAGUCCACCAGCCCUGCGAUCUCCUCUCUUUUUCAUUUGUCCCUGGUAAUAAUUCCGAGAGUGUUUCAUUAGUUUAAUGACCGUUGGAAGCCAGAGGGAUUUGUGGCGCCACCGUCGAG
Molecule: messenger RNA, 2034 nt
Organism: Cantharellus anzutake
Lineage: Eukaryota; Fungi; Basidiomycota; Agaricomycetes; Cantharellales; Hydnaceae
Product: T-complex protein 1
Exons: 8
Coding region: 40-1710 (556 amino acids)
Biological process (GO): protein folding
Cellular component (GO): chaperonin-containing T-complex
Molecular function (GO): ATP-dependent protein folding chaperone; ATP binding; ATP hydrolysis activity
Source: RefSeq, a predicted model, not a curated record